CACUGAGCUGAAGAUGAUGGAGGAACAGCAGAAAGCAGCAGAGAAACAGGCUGAAGAUCUCAAUAAAGAGCUGAAGCAGGAAAUCACUGAGCUGGAGCAGCUCUCACACACUGAUGAUCAUCUCCAUGUCAUACAGAUGUUCUCAUCCCUGUACAGUAUUUUACACAACAAGAUCUCUGAUGUGGACGAGAAAUCUCUGAAAAGAGCUCUGAAUCUACUGAAGGAACAACUAAAUGAAAAACUCAUUCAAACUGAGUUGAAGUUUGUGCAGAAGUUUGCAGUGGAUGUGACUCUGGAUCCUGAUACUGCACAUCCACGUCUCAUCCUGUCUGAUGAUGGAAAACAAGUCAGUGAUGGAGACAUUAAGAGGAAUGUCCCAGAAAACCCAAAGAGAUUUGAUCUCUAUGUCAUUAUUCUGGCAAAGCAGGGAUUCAGUUCAGGGAGAUUUUACUAUGAGGUGCAGGUGAAGGGAAAGACUGAGUGGGAUUUAGGAGUGGCCAGAGAAUCCAUUAACAGGAAGGGGAAGAUCACACUUGGUUCUGUGAAUGGAUACUGGACUGUGGUUCUGAGGAAUGAGAAUCAAUAUAAAGCUGCUGAUAGUCCAUCUGUCUCUUUAUCUCUGAGAGUGAAACCUGAGAAGGUGGGAGUGUUUGUGGAUUAUGAGGAGGGUCUGGUCUCUUUUUAUGACGUGGACUCCAGAUCUCAUAUCUACUCUUUCACUGGUCAGACUUUCACUGACAAACUCUAUCCAUAUUUCAGCCCACUCCUUAAUGAAGAAGGUAAAAACUCAAAGCCAUUGAUCAUCACACCUGUCAACUGAAACAAACAAAAAACAUCAAAUCUGAAAAGAUUAAAUAUGAAUGUGAUUAUUUUAGAAUAUAAAUAAAAACCAAAGAAGAAUUUGCACAAUCAAGUAGAUUUUACUUACAAUUAUAAAGAAAAUUUAAAUGUGACACAAGUGCAAAAAAGAAAUGUAUAUUCAGGCCUUUAGAAAAAAAUCAGUCACUGACAAAACAUGAACUAUAAUGAAAUAUUUGUGAGUUAUAUGUACAUGUAAAUGGCCAGUUUGUUACACAUCUAUAUAUUUCUUUUGUCUUUCAUUAAUACUUUGAUUUUCAAAUCUACUAUGAAAUUGUUUCUACAUUGUUUCUGAAGCCAUUUUCUCUCUCCAGCUGUUAACAUUGAAUUACUUGUGAAAUAUUGUGAUUUUUGGUUUAUAUUGUAAUAUCUGAAUAAAGUCAAGAGUUCAAUUCUAUAACUGAUAUUGCUUAUAAACUAAAUUGUUUGCUAAUAAAUAUGUAAA
This is a messenger RNA of Megalobrama amblycephala (Wuchang bream), 1303 nucleotides long. Its product is annotated as zinc-binding protein A33-like. The record is from RefSeq and is a predicted model, not a curated record. The transcript has 4 exons. Lineage: Eukaryota; Metazoa; Chordata; Actinopteri; Cypriniformes; Xenocyprididae. Gene Ontology annotation, molecular function: protein binding. The coding region runs from base 14 to 820 and encodes 268 amino acids.